AGGUUGUAGUUUGAGUUUAAAUUAAAAGUUGAAACAUCUUUGAAACGAAGUGAAAAGUUUUUUGGAAGAAAUUCGGCCGUUUUACAAAGUUUCGUUGAUGCAAUAUGAACCAGAGGAUCUCAAGAAUUCAAUUCAUUGUUUUUCGUUGGUUCCUCUUCGUGUUUUACGUCGAUUUCGGGGAAAGCAGGGUCGGGUAUUCGUCGUCUGCUAAAACUGUGUUCUAGUUAAUUGGAUCAAUGGGUCGGCUUGGCGAACAAGUCGUUCGGUCUCCAACGAGUGACAACCGGCACGUGGCACAAGAAACAUGUAAUGGGUCAGACGGUGAAUCUUAUGUUUGCAACGUCGGACAUUGUUGUGAAGAUGACAACUGUUGUACUUACUAUUAUGAACUAUGGUGGUUUUGGUUGAUCUGGGGCUUAAUUAUCCUGAUGAGUUGUUGUUGUGCAUACCAUCAUCGACAAAAACGUCGUUUGUUACGAUCCCAACGCAGAAGAACGAACGAAAAUGGCGGCGAGAAUUACGCGGGUGUUUGCAACUACCCUGGCCCUCCGUUAGACAAUAACGUACUAGGAUACGCGAAACUCCCGUUGUACGACGAUGUGAUACGGAUUCCCCCAUCAGGUUCCCCCCCACCCCCAUAUUCAUCGCGAAGAAUGAUCAAUACAAUUGCUUGCAUACAAACUAAUGAGAACGGUGAAACAGCGAUGACAAUUGUUCCAUGUAAUAUAACGAGGUCCAUGUUGUCGCUUUCAUCACUGUCACAAUAUAUUCCCGAUCGUUUGAUGCAAGUAUCACAUCAUAGACAGGUCCCAACAAUAGCCCGCAACAACCGUGACAGCGAUUCCUUCACAUCGGACUCGUUAUCCUCGCUCUGCCAACCCGUGCCCAUUAUCUCAUCCCGACCUCUGAACCUUGACCUUAAAUCCCAGGAGUCAAAGGUCAUGGGUUCAAGGGUGAAAGACCAAGGGUCAAAAGUUACUGUUACAAUGUCAAAGGUCACAGACCAAGGUUCAAAGGUCAUGGACCAAGGGUCGAAGGUCACGGACCAAAGAUCAAAAGUCACGGACCAAGGGUCAAAGGUCAUGGACCAAGGGUCAAAGGUCACCGAAUCCAUAUCUCAGGAUAGCAAGGCCAUGGGGUCAGGGGUGAUAGAUGAAAAGGUCACAAACCCUAGUUGUUCCUACCACAAAGUAGUUGUUGAACCCUAUAUGACCUCCGACAGUGAGGAUGACGUUUGGAUGGAAGGUCAUGACCCCAACAACAAUAACUACAAGUGGGGUGAAUCCCCAGACCUAGGAAUUCCCCACGAACAUUAGUUUUUUAUAUUUGCCUCAUUGCCUUUCAUGGAAGUUCCAAGUUGUGUGAUGUCAUAGUUACCUAUUAUUUAUAGAGGUGCUUCUGUCUAUGACAUCAUAAUAUGCUGCCACACAAUGGGAAGUAUGACGUCAUAACAACCAGACAAUUAUGUUUAUGAUGUCAUCAGUAUUGUUGAUUGUAAUAAAGUUCAAUAUGACAUCACAAA
Ciona intestinalis (vase tunicate) is the source of this 1522-nucleotide messenger RNA. The record is from RefSeq and is a predicted model, not a curated record. NCBI's taxonomy places the organism in Eukaryota, Metazoa, Chordata, Ascidiacea, Phlebobranchia, Cionidae.